Syngnathus typhle (broad-nosed pipefish) is the source of this 7047-nucleotide messenger RNA. RefSeq names its product adhesion G protein-coupled receptor L3.1 (gene adgrl3.1). The record is from RefSeq and is a predicted model, not a curated record. Gene Ontology annotation, biological process: adenylate cyclase-activating G protein-coupled receptor signaling pathway; brain development; synapse assembly. The transcript is spliced from 24 exons. Gene Ontology annotation, molecular function: carbohydrate binding; G protein-coupled receptor activity. The coding region runs from base 681 to 5264 and encodes 1527 amino acids. Lineage: Eukaryota; Metazoa; Chordata; Actinopteri; Syngnathiformes; Syngnathidae. Gene Ontology annotation, cellular component: cell-cell junction; membrane; axon.
CAAGCCUCAUGUCGCCGGGCUGCACGCUCUCAUCCACCGUGCAGCGUCCACUUGGCUCCUGCAAAAAAACUAAACAAAACCGGUUUGUGUCAUAGCUGACCCUUUGCAACUGACUUGACCGCACUGUUUUGGCGCUCGUGGAGAAAAGUCAGUGAAGGCGAUAAAGGCGUCUAGGGGAGAUAACGAGGGACAGAGAGGCGAGAGAAAGAGAAGGAGGGAGGGAGGGAGAACGGGAGGAGACAGGCGGCAAGAAAUACGCCUCUAUCCUCCUUCCCCUGCACACUCCAGCGGACUUCCAUCCGUCCAUCCUCUCGCGUGCCUCCGGAUACUAAGCACACUACCUUACUUGCCGCUUUGCAAAAUAUUCCCCUCAUUUUUUGAAAUUUCAUUUCCUUCCCUAUUUGAACAGAAGAACCGGAGUCAAGUGCGGUCAUUUCUCAUCUAUUUGCAAAAAAGGACUGUACGAUAGCGGGCUUAAUUUCGCUUCUACUGUGCACGGGAUGUGUACUGUAUGUAUUUGCUCAUACGUACACGGACUUGGGCGUCCAGCUGCCAGUGAGAUGUGAUUCCCUGGCCGUUCAUAUCACUUUGACAAAGCAAAGUGUGCUAUAACAGGAUUACUAAUAAAUUGUGAGAAGCAGGAAGUACAUCCUCCUCUACUUCCGGGCCAACCGAACGUCAUGUGGACCAGAUGCCUCCUCUUCCUCUCAAUCUUGUUUGCUCCCAUUGCCAUCGCCUCCAGCCGCGCUCCUAUCCCCAUGGCAGUGGUGCGGCGGGAGCUGUCGUGUGAAUCCUACCCCAUUGAACUCCGCUGCCCUGGCACGGACGUCAUCAUGAUCGAGAGCGCCAACUAUGGCCGCACCGACGACAAGAUCUGCGACUCGGACCCGGCGCAGAUGGAAAACACUCGGUGCUAUUUGCCCGAUGCCUACAAGAUCAUGUCACUCAGAUGCAACAACCGUACCCAGUGUGCUGUUGUGGCCGGCCCAGAUGUUUUUCCUGAUCCGUGUCCUGGAACAUACAAGUACUUGGAGGUCCAGUAUGAAUGUGUUCCUUAUAAGGUCGAACAAAAAGUGUUUCUCUGCCCGGGAAUUCUGCGAGGAGUGUACCAAAGUGAACAUCUUUUUGAGUCCGACCACCAAUCUGGGGCCUGGUGCAAAGACCCGCUGCAGGCUUCAGACAAGAUUUACUACAUGCCCUGGACACCAUACCGCACAGACACGUUGACCGAGUACUCAUCCAAGGAAGACUUUAUUGCGGGCCGGCCGACCACCACAUACAAACUGCCGCACCGUGUGGACGGCACCGGCUUUGUCGUUUAUGACGGUGCGCUCUUCUUCAACAAAGAGCGUACCCGCAACAUUGUCAAGUUUGACCUCCGCACACGUAUUAAAAGCGGCGAGGCCAUCAUCGCCAAUGCCAACUAUCACGACACCUCCCCGUACCGCUGGGGAGGCAAAUCGGACAUCGACUUGGCGGUGGAUGAAAACGGACUCUGGGUGAUUUAUGCAACCGAGCAAAACAACGGGCGCGUUGUGGUGAGCCAGCUUAACCCUUACACCCUACGCAUCGAAGGCUCAUGGGAGACUAGUUACGACAAACGCUCCGCUUCCAAUGCCUUCAUGAUCUGCGGCGUUCUGUACGUAGUCAAGACUGUCUACGAAGACGAUGACAACGAAGGGACGGGGAACAAGAUCGACUACAUGUACAACACGGACAAGAGCAAGGAGACCAGUGUCAACAUACCGUUCCCUAACUCCUAUCAGUACAUCGCUGCAGUGGAUUACAACCCGAGAGACAACCUUCUCUACGUGUGGAAUAACUAUCACGUGGUCAAGUACUCGCUCGACUUUGGCAACAAUGACUUCCGCCCGCCCAUGAUCCCUGCGAACAGAGGAGGAGGGGGUGCAGUCGGAGGGGGCUCCUCAUCCUCAACCAGUCGUUCGACCACCACUCGCGCUCCCCCUUACUACACCACCCCGCGUCCUCUCUUCACCACCUUACCGGGACAGCGAUACCGAACCACCACAACAGUCCGCCAGCCUGUCAUGAAUCCGGCCGGCGGUUCACCGUCAGACACCAAUCAGAUCCCAGACACCAACCGCAAAGCCGGGGACCGCUUCCCGCCCGUGCAGGUCCCCCCGGCGCCGCCGCAACCCCCAGCUUUGCCUCCCCAAGACUUUUGUAGCCCUCGAGUGACGGCUGAUAUUUCGUGGCCCCGCACCCAGCAAGGCCAACUCGGCAAGCAGCCGUGCCCGGUCGGGACACUCGGCGUGGCCACAUACAUGUGCAUGGCCCACUUGGGCUACUGGGAUCCUCAAGGCCCUGACCUCAGCAACUGCACGUCUCCUUGGGUCAACCACAUCAUGCAGAAACUCCGGUCGGGCGAGACGGCAGCCAUCGUGGCCAGGGAGCUGGCAGAGCAGACCAAAGGGCUCCUGCGUCCUGGCGACGUGCCUUCCACGGUGCGGGCCAUGGCCCAGCUGGUGGAACUGCUUGACGUGCAGCUCAGGAACCUCACCCCUGGGGGCAAGGACAGCGCUGCCCGCAGCCUCACCAAGCUUCAGAAGAGAGAGAGGUCCUGCAGGUUUUUCACACAGGCCAUGGUGGAGACGGUGAAUAAUUUGCUGCAACCGCGAGCCCAGACAGCGUGGAGAGAGCUGUCCACCGCCGAGCAGCUACACUCGGCCACGCUGCUCCUCGACACGGUGGAGACGGGCGCUUUUAUGUUGGCUGACAACCUCCUCAAGACAGACACUGUGCAGGAGACCACUGACAACAUCCAGCUGGAAGUAGCUAGGCUUAGCACGGAUGGGAGCCUCACCGACUUGACAUUCCCUCAAUCGGAGCUGCACGGAAACUCCAUCCAGCUGUCAGCAAGCACUCUCAAACAGCAUGGUCGAAACGGUGAGAUUAGGAUGGCCUUCGUCCUCUACAGGAACUUGGGCUCCUAUCUCUCCACAGAGAACGCCAGCGUCCGACUGAGCAGCGAGGCCGUCUACCCCAACUAUUCGGUCAUUGUCAACUCCCCCGUCAUCAUGGCAUCCAUCAACAAGGAGAGCAACAAGGUUUACCUGUCGGAACCUGUCAUCUUCACGGUCAAACAUCUACAGCAUUCGGAAGAGAACUUCAAUCCAAACUGUUCUUUCUGGAGCUACUCCAAGCGUACCAUGACAGGAUUUUGGUCCACGCAGGACUGUCGUUUGUUGGCCACCAAUCGCACCCACACCAGCUGCUCCUGCACUCAUCUCACCAGCUUCGCCGUGCUCAUGGCCCACGUUGAGGUCAAGAAAGCAGACAGCAUCCAUGACCUCCUCCUGGAUGUAAUCACCUGGGUGGGCAUCCUGCUGUCCCUGGUCUGCCUGCUCAUCUGCAUCUUUACCUUCUGCUUUUUCCGCGGACUGCAAAGCGACCGCAACACUAUCCAUAAGAAUCUCUGCAUCAGCCUCUUCAUUGCUGAGUCGCUCUUCUUGGUCGGAAUCAACAGAGCAGACCAGCCGAUUGCCUGCGCAGUUUUUGCAGCCCUGCUCCAUUUCUUCUUCUUGGCAGCCUUCACGUGGAUGUUCCUGGAAGGGGUUCAACUAUACAUCAUGCUGGUGGAGGUGUUUGAGAGCGAACACUCCCGGACCAAGUACUUCUACCUGGCGGGGUACGGCGUGCCUGCUGUCAUAGUGGCCGUCUCCGCCGCAGUGGACUACAGGAGCUACGGCACCGACCGAGUGUGCUGGCUGCGACUGGAUACAUACUUUAUCUGGAGCUUUAUAGGCCCUGCUACACUCAUCAUAAUGCUCAAUGUAAUCUUCCUUGGGAUUGCUCUGUAUAAGAUGUUCCACCACACAGCCAUCCUCAAACCGGAUUCUGGAUGUCUGGACAACAUCAAGUCUUGGGUGAUCGGGGCCAUAGCCUUGCUUUGUCUGCUGGGCCUCACUUGGGCUUUUGGUCUGAUGUACAUCAACGAAAGCACCGUCAUCAUGGCUUACCUUUUCACCAUCUUCAACUCGCUGCAGGGAAUGUUUAUCUUCAUUUUCCACUGCAUUCUCCAGAAGAAGGUACGUAAAGAGUACGGCAAGUGUCUGCGUACUCACUGCUGUAGCGGCAAAAGCGUGGAGACUUCCAUCUCCGCCUCCAAGACCACCACCUCUCGGACUCCUGGCCGCUAUUCGACGGGCUCACAGGUGAGCUUACCUGCCUGCACACCUGGACGCUACAGCACAGCAGAAUCUCAGAGUCGAAUCAGGCGGAUGUGGAAUGACACCGUGAGGAAACAGGAGUCUUCUUUCAUCACGGGAGACAUAAACAGCUCCGCUACGCUUAACAGAGAGGGCAUCCUGAACAACGCAAGAGACUCCAGUGUUAUGGACACACUCCCGCUUAAUGGUAACCACGGCAACAACUACAGCAUGGCCAGCAGCGAAUACUUGAGUGACUGUGUGCAAAUUUUAGACCGGAGCGGCGGGUACGGCACCCAUAGCAACCACAAAGAGACUACCCUGGAAAAAAAGAUCUUGAAGGAGCUCACCUCCAAUUACAUCCCCUCCUAUCUCAACAACCACGAGAGGGUCACCAGCGAGCGCAGUCACAACUUGAUGAACAAACUGGUCAACAGCAGCAUGUCCAACGGAGGGAGUAUGGCAGGAGGCAGCAGUAGCUCCACUAGCAGUGGGGUCAGUGGCUGCAUGGGUAACGGUAAAGAGGACGGCGUUCCCAUGGUGCUGGACAACCCCUCAGCCUUCCCCCACGAGGAGAACCUGGGUCUGGAGAUAAUCCGAGAGGAAUCCAACGCUCCCCUCCUGCCGCCGCGCCCACCUCCACCCGACAGCCACCCGCCGCCGCCACCCCCGCACAGCUACUCAAGGCCUCGACGCAUCCCGCAGGAGACCAGCGAGAGCUUCUUCCCACUUCUGACCAACGAGCAUACCGACGAGCACACGCACUCACCCAACCACAGAGACUCGCUGUACACCAGCAUGCCGGUUCUCACGGACCUCCCGGAUGGCCAGAUGAACGGUUUAACAGACGGCGAGGAAGAGAGCUCCGGCGAACUGCAGCCCUGUAAGAGCGCCACAGCUCCCGAGUUGGAUGACGUCUACUACAAGAGCAUGCCCAACCUGGGUUCCCGGAACCACCUUCACGACCUGCAGACCUACUACCACAUGGGCCGCGGAGGUAGCGAUGGAUACAUGGUGUCCGGCAGCAAGGAGGAGUCCGACUCUUCGCCAGAGGAGCCCCCUGUAGACCCUGCCCACCUGGUUACCAGUCUAUAGAGCCCACCAAGAGACUUCUAUCCCUCCCUGAGCCCACUCUCGCAACCUUCCACUCGUGUGUUGUUGACUGACAGGCCGGACAGGUCCGCCCCCGGACCGAGUCUUGCGUUUUAAUGUAUAUGGUUCAGGACAAUAUGGGGGCUGAAUGUAUUGUCACGCUGGGAGACACUUUGUGAACAUCAAACAGGUGUAGAACCUCGUACCUGGAAAGGGAGAAGAGUCGAGAGGGAGGGAUCUGUAAUUCUAUGUGUUUGAUUGGAAUCUUGGAUUAGACAUGAAAGUUCUCAAAUGUGGACCUCCAACAUAUCGUAUAGUCUUCACUAUUACCACAAGUGAGGUUGCCCAACCUGCCCCAGAUGUCGCGCUCACUCAAAAGACGCAUUCUUGAGUGAUCGCAAAGGACACAAUGUGAACAGGCGAGGCCACGUCAAUUACCUGUCAAUCAAGUUGGGGACAUACAGCACAUCAAAAAAUAGCAACCAAACUGUACCCGUACGUUUUCUGAUGUUCUCAAUUCUCUUCCUGUUCAUAUCUGCUCAACGGGAGUCGUGUCCAAGCUGGUGUCAUAUGUUCCUUCCUGCGAGUUCUAGUGGCUGCUGUUUAUUUCGCUAAUAACAAAGAGAGCUUGUAAAUCCAAGAGACUAUAGGUUUAAAUGGGAAAAAAAAAUAAAAAAAAAUAAGGGGGGGGUUGAGAAUGGGUUGUUUCUUCUCUUUUCUUCUGUAAAAGUUCUCAGUUAUCCAAGAAUUAUGAUGAAAUGAUUCUAAUCAUUUCUAUGUAUUGUAUAGAAUACAGAGACAAAUGUUGCAUAUGACCAAUUCUUAUUUGUCAGUUGUCUGUGAAACUGUUCGGAACUGUCUCCUUUGGUUCUGGUCUCGGACGGAGGACGGAGCGGAUAAAAGGAACAAUUUUCACGGAGACAGUUUGGCACUAAUAUGCAUUUACCCUACGCACACUUAUUUCUGGUCCUUUUAUAGUGACGCCACGCUCACAUUUUGCAAAUUGUUACUAUAUAUUUUACACUGUGUAGUUAAAAGGGGAAAUAAGAGGGUGGGGUUACCAUGGGAACACGUUUACUGGAAGUGGAGUCCGCUGAAAUCUUUUGUUUUCAUUUUAAUAACGCAUUUCCUUCCUUUUGGCACAAGGGGGGAGGGAAGGUGGGGGUGGGAGGGGUACCUGGGUGAGAAAAAAAAAAACACCAGGUAUUUUCAAGCAACUUACAUAUGAUGCAUAUCGUUUUUAUUGCCAAAUAUUAGAGCAUUUGACAUUAGCUGUACUGGUCAUUGGGCAGAAAAAAAUAUUGGGAACAAAUAUUCUUCUCGAAAGUAAAAACCAGAACGGAAUGUCAUGAUUUUUUUACACCAUCAAUGUGUACUGAAAGAACUCUCUGCACACUGCGGCACUGUCUCAUGUUAAAGCCAAUGUUUACUUAUUUAGGAGGGAAAUUUCAAAAGUGUAUUAAGAGUAGCUUGCCCAUAUAUCCCACAAGCCCUUUCCAAGUUCCCCGAGAGAGAAAUUAUUUAUUUAUCUGUUUAUCGUUUGAAAGAAAGCAAAAACAAGCUUGGAGGGGAAAAAGAGCUGACUUUAUGCAGGAGUAAAUAGACUGGCACUAGGUGGUUCUUUUUUUUUUCUUUAUUAUUUUAAAUUAUUACGAUCAUGUUGAUUAUUACGAUAUUAUUGCUGAUUAUUUAUUCUUUUUGUAUGGGUUCCAAGUUGAAUGAUCUCAUAACUAAUAUUUGUUGUAACAGUGAAAGUUGUUUGCCAACAAAUAAAUUACUGACAUAG